This is a messenger RNA of Nasonia vitripennis (jewel wasp), 2132 nucleotides long. RefSeq names its product COX15 homolog, cytochrome c oxidase assembly protein (gene Cox15). The transcript is spliced from 6 exons. Gene Ontology annotation, molecular function: oxidoreductase activity, acting on NAD(P)H, heme protein as acceptor. Lineage: Eukaryota; Metazoa; Arthropoda; Insecta; Hymenoptera; Pteromalidae. Gene Ontology annotation, cellular component: mitochondrial inner membrane. The record is from RefSeq and is a predicted model, not a curated record. Gene Ontology annotation, biological process: heme A biosynthetic process. Bases 1004 to 2044 code for a protein of 346 amino acids.
CUGUUUUAGCUGUCCCGGCCCUAUUCUUCUCUCGUGCUUUAACCUCCAUAAUUGACACUUUCAAAAUAUUUGGCAAUACAACAAAACAUUCUUUUCGAUUUAUGAAUUUUUAGAGAAUAAUUUGAGAUUUCUAAGAAGACAAAAACUGUAGACAAAGAUAAAAUAAUAAUUACACUUUUCGCAUUUUUUCUAACAUAAAAUCAAUAGUUUAAAAAUUAAAGAAAUUUAUGAUGAAUAUUAUGAAUAAUAUUCUUUUCUAUCAUAAAACGUUUAUGCGAAAUAGAUCUUUUGUUUCAAAUUUCAAAAAUGUUUGUUUUCUUAAUAAACACAUACCAACAAAUACAAAGAUGAAAAUCUCAUAUCAUAAGGACAAAGUGAUCUUCAACUAUAAACCAAUAAAAUCAUCUCAAAGUAUUGUUGGAUAUUGGUUAUUAACAUGUAGUGGAAUGGUGUUUAUUGCUGUAUCAUUAGACAAAUCAUCCGGAAAACAUAACUUCAAGAUACCUACUACUACAAAUCUCCCGGUACGAUUGAAGGGAUACAGACCGAGUCAAGAAGAGAAAGAGGAAUUAGAGAAUCAGAUAAAGCACCAAAAUAUUCACCCUACAGCUCUCUUACAUACGUGAUACCCAAGAAGCCCGCAGUGGACGGUACAAAAAAAUGGCGAUUAGCAACAAACUUUAAAAAAAUAGACGAAGUAACAGUAAGAAACAGCUAUCCAAUACCCAAUACAGGGGACAUUAUUGAUAGCGUUGCCUGAGCUAGGUACAUAACCGCCAUAGACUUGAGGACCAAGUGCUACCAAAUGCCAAUGGAUCCCGGAGAUGUCCACAAAACAUAAAAAAUGUCUGAGUCCUUUUGCAUCGGAAUUUUUGGGAGCCCGUAAAUAACUCCGAGCAGUACCAGAAGAGAGUCGCCCCUUUGUACGAAAUUUACCUUAUGCUGCGGGUUAGCUGUUGAAAAACUCGAAAGCUGAUGGAGGAGCGUGCACUUUGGCGCCGCAAUGGCGCUCACUCAUCGGCUGUCGAUAGGAGGGAUCACUCGGUUAACGGAAUCUGGUUUAUCCAUGGUAUCUUGGACAUUAUUUGGAGAAAAAGUGCCAACUACUGAAAUUUCAUGGAUAGAUGAGUUUAAAAAUUACAAACAGUUUCCGGAGUACCAAAUAUCCAAUAAAAAUAUGACAUUGGAAGAAUUUAAAAGAAUUUGGUGGAUGGAGUAUGCUCAUCGAAUGUGGGGACGUUUAAUAGGCGUAGUGUUUAUAGUUCCAGCUGUUUAUUUUUGGUUUAAUAACAUGUUAAACCCCGUUACAAAAAAAAGAAUAUUAAUAUUAGGUACUUUAAUUGGAUGCCAAGGACUUAUGGGUUGGUAUAUGGUUAAAUCAGGAUUAGAAAACAGAUUUGAUGGUCCGACCGACGUUCCACGUGUAUCUCAGUAUCGAUUGGCUGCACAUCUUGGAUUAGCGAUUUUUAUUUACAGUGGUUUGCUUUACACAACUUUAGAUCAGCUCAUACCCGUGCGCAGCAAUACAAACAAUUACAAUACCUCAGAAUUGAAACCAACUAUUAAGUACAAUAAUAGAUUUAGAAUAUUAGCAUUUUCGAGCAAAGGACUUAUAUUUUUAACAGCUUUAUCAGGUGCAUUCGUAGCUGGUUUAGAUGCUGGUCUCAUAUACAAUACUUUUCCAAAAAUGUGUAAUAAAUGGAUUCCUGAUGAUAUACUAUUUAUGUCACCACUUUACAAAAAUUUGACAGAAAAUCCUACUACUGUACAGUUCAAUCACCGAACACUAGGAAUGUCAACACUUUUGGCUGUUUCUGCUAUAAGUUGGAUGUCACGAAAAUGUAAUUUACCUCGACGUGCUUCUACUGCAGUUAUAGUCUUGACGUGUGCAGCAUAUACUCAGGCUAUACUAGGUAUAUUUACACUUUUAAAUCAUGUGCCUACUUAUUUAGCAGCGUUGCAUCAAUCUGGUAGUCUUCUACUUUUGAGUUCCGCAAUAUGGCUGUGUCAUGAAAUAAAAUAUAUUAAAAAAUUGGCAAAAUAAAAUAAAUAAAUUAAUUUUUGUACGUAACAAAGUGUCUUUACAUUAUAAGAAAAAUAAAAUUCUCUUUGUUGAUUAUUUUUUCAAUCAA